UGUGCAAAGAAAACCACACCUUAUGUCAUUGUAGAGAGUUCAUAUCAAAGGUACCAAGAGAGAGAUGCGAGUUCGUGAAAAGCAAUCAACUAUGUUUCAAUUGUUUGGCCCCAGGACAUUCAGCUUUUAGAUGUCGACUCAGAAUGUUCUGCCGAGUAUGUAAGAAGCGUCAUCACACGCUCCUGCAUGAGACCUAUCAACCAAACAAUGUGGAAUGUCACCAUGAUACAGCUACCAACGAGAACAACAACAUCAAUGAACCAGUCUCAGAGUUAUCAACCAACAUAGCAACCAACACGUCUACUGCGCUCCUGGCUACAGCCCUAGUACCAGUGAGAGAUGAAUCAUCAGGACGUGUCACCAUGUUAAGAGCACUAAUCGACAAUGGAUCACAAGCAAGUUUUAUUAGUGAGAGAGCCGCCCAGUUACUUAAGCUGAAGAGGAUACCCUGCAAUGGUACAAUCACUGGCGUUGGCACAACAAAGACAACAGUCAAACACGUAGCACAAAUUGAGGUUCUUUCAAGCCAAGAUUACAAAUUCAGCCUCAAAUUGAAAGUUUAUGUAAUGCCUACGCGUUUAACAUCACAAUUACCAACGAGAGUUAUCUCUGAACGCACCUGGUCACACAUCCAUGGUAUAGCUUUAGCUGACCCCGGCUUCAAGCAACCUGGACCUGUAGACAUGCUGCUGGGUGUAGAAGUGUGUGCCGCAAUUAUGAAAGGCGAGAUUAUCAAGGGUCCCCCAGGCACCCCUAGUGCUCAAAAUACCAGCCUUGGGUGGAUUCUCUUCGGGCACAUCACUUCAGAGGAACACAGAGAUGAAUAUACAGUAAUGCACCAUCAGAUUGAUCUGGAAAUAAACAGUAUGCUAAAACAAAUGUGGGAAUUGAAUGAUCAUGAGCAAAAGAUCCUAACCGCAGAAGAGAGAAGAUGUGAAGAAAUAUAUGAAUCAAAUCAUUCCAGAACAGAAGAUGGCAGGUACAUUGUGAAGUUGCCUUUUAAAACAGAGAAUAGAUUAUCGAUUAAACAGAGUAACAUUCGGAACGGCUUCAGCCCCUUACUUAGCCGUUAAAACUCUGCUUCAGCUAGCUAAAGAUGAAGGCCACAUUAACGAAGAAGCAGCUAAAAUAAUCAAAGAAGAUUGUUUCAUGGAUGAUAUAGUAUCAGGAAAGGAAACACUAGAAGACGCAAUCAAAACAGCUAAAGAUAUAGAGAAGAUAUUACAGAAAGGAGGUUUCAUAUUACAGAAGUGGUGCUCAAAUGACGUAGAUUUCCUGAAACAAUUCGAACCAUCAAAGAUUAGCACUCAUGUCAACAUUAAAUUUGGCAUAGAUGGUAUCAUAAAGACACUAGGUAUCAUCUGGAACAUGGGAGAAGAUGUAUUUCAAUAUCAAAACAACUUACCUGCUACAGCUGAAUCUUACACGAAGAAAAGUAUCCUGGCAGAAAUACAGAAGUUGUUCGAUCCUCUCGGAUGGAUUGCCCCGGCGAUUAUCCCUGCAAAGAUACUCAUGCAAAGAUUAUGGUUACAAAA
Molecule: messenger RNA, 1535 nt
Organism: Plutella xylostella (diamondback moth)
Lineage: Eukaryota; Metazoa; Arthropoda; Insecta; Lepidoptera; Plutellidae
Source: RefSeq, a predicted model, not a curated record